Molecule: messenger RNA, 2687 nt
Organism: Tyto alba (common barn owl)
Lineage: Eukaryota; Metazoa; Chordata; Aves; Strigiformes; Tytonidae
Product: zinc finger protein 282-like
Exons: 6
Coding region: 33-1931 (632 amino acids)
Biological process (GO): negative regulation of transcription by RNA polymerase II
Molecular function (GO): DNA-binding transcription repressor activity, RNA polymerase II-specific
Source: RefSeq, a predicted model, not a curated record
CGGCGGCCCCGGGAGCGGCGGCGGUGGCGGCCAUGGCCGGGCCCCGGUCCGGUCGGGCGGAGGCGGUGGCGGUGGCGGCGCGGUUGCUCCGCCUGGAAGCCCGCCUGGCGCGGGCGGAGCGGCAGCUGCGGGCCGCGCUGGCUCUGCGCGGCCGCCUCCAGGCGUUGGAGCGGCGGCUGGAGAGCGGCGGGGCGGCCCGGCGGGCGGCGGCCGGGCGAGGGGCGGCCGGCGGCGGCCGGGAAGCGGCGCGGCCCCGGGCACGGCGGGUGCCGGUGGGGCUGGAGGACGUGUGGGUGCAGUUCAGCGAGCGGGAGUGGCGGGCGCUGCGCGGGUGGCAGCGGGCCCUGCACCGCGCCGUGCUGAGGAGCAACUGCCCCACGCUGCUGUCCGGCGGGAAGGGCCCCGGCGAGCGGCCGCAGCGGGAGGGGGCGGGCGGGCAGCGGGCCCCCGCCGCCCCUCGCCCCCCGGCCCCCGCCGAACCGGAGGCGCCGCGGCGGGACGCGCAGGCCCCGGCGGAAGGUGGGAACGGGCCGUGCGGCGGUGGGAGCUGCGAGGACGGGAGCGGUGACCCGGCGGAGACCGGCACCGAAGACAGCAUAAUCCAUAUUAAGCAAGAGGAAGAGUUGUACGCUGCAGAUCAGCAGGAGGAGGAGGCUGGAGAAGCUCCCGAAGAGCCCUGCCCAGCAGAGCAAGCGUUUUGUGAGCCCGAGGCUUCAAGUGAGGCCAAGCCAGGCAGAGAAGCGUGUGCCGGGGGGCUGCCAGGCGCAGAGGGCGAGGACCUCCCGAGAGACCCUGCUGCAGGGUUUCAGACUUACGCCACUGACGUUGUGUCGUGGAUUAAACAAGAGGAGGAGCCGCGAUGCCCUGAACGACAAGACUUAGAGAAAGAAGAAAUCUCUACAGGUCCGAGUACAGUGCACAAUGAAAACACAAAGAGGGACCCUCCCGCAGAUUGCUUUGAAAACACGGUGUGUGACUCGGAGGUACCAGGAAGAUGUGGAGAGAAGUUUUCCAAGCAUCCUAGCCCUGGAGUGACGUGGGACAGUCAGUGGAAUUCAGAAAUGAUGGAAACAAACACCCCUGGGAUUGGCCUUGGGAGCGACGCUCAGUACGACCGAGGGUUUGGUGAGCACUUAGAUUUCUUCAGUAGUCAGGAAAACAGUGUCGGAAAGAGACCGUGCACGUACAGCAAAUGUGAGAGAAACUCCAGCCAGCAGGAACAUCCUCCGACUCCCCAGGGGGCCCGGGAAGGGGAGGUGUUUCCAGGCCCCACGUGUGAGAAGAACCUCAACGAAAGGGUGUUCCACCUGCUGCACUCGCAGCCGUGCGCCCCGGCUGAGAAAGACCCCGGGCAGGGGGCUGCUCCUGCCUCCUGCGAGGCGCCGGAGCGCGGGCAGAACCCUGAGGGUGGGACCAGGCUUCGUGACCACGGCGGCCUCGACGGAGAGGAGCAGCCGACUGCGGAAAGCGAGGAGAGCUUCCUCGCAGAACACCCGUUAGCCAGCCCCUGCUGGGACCACCCGCAGGACAGGUCGGAGGGCUGCGGCAAGUGCAGGCAGCACUUGGUGCCCAGGGGCAGCCCGGCAAGCCAGCAGCCGAGCCACGUCAGGGGCAAGUCCUACAUUUGCAGCGACUGUGGGAAAAGCUUCGUUUGCCAUUCGUGGCUCGUUAGACACCAGAUGACUCACACGGGAGAGAGGCCGUACAAGUGCUCCGAGUGUGACAAAAGCUACAGGAGAAAGGAUUAUCUCCUAAACCACCAGCGCCGGCACUCGGGAGAGGGGCUCUUCCAGUGCCCCCUCUGCAGGAAGAGAUUUGUGCUCAGGAGGAGUUUCAUGAAGCAUCAGGAAAGUCACAUGCAAGAAACACACAUGACGUUGGCCGGUUGGCCCUGCACAGAGAUCAGGGGGUCUGUAAUGCACUCCAUAUAGAAAAUCCCGUCCUGCCGGGGGCUUCGCAGCCCCCUGGGCUGUCACCCUGGCUGAGCAGGGGGCAGGGCCGUGGCAGGAUCCCCCAGCUCUGUGCGGGACCGUGGUGGGAGGAGGCGGCUGUCAAAGGGCCGUCCUGAGCCCCCUCCCAGGCAAAAGGGAGAAGGUUGGGGGGUUAUUUUCCACAGACCGUGUUGAAAUGGUCUGUGGAGCUGUUUCACAGCUUUCGCCGGUGCCUGUAGCUGUUGGGGACGUGUGGGAGCUGUGUAGUCUGCGCUGCUCAGAGGUACAGGUGGCCACGAAUCCACAUGGGAGAGAAAUCGCAUCGAUGCGGAACAAUUCGUGAUGCUUCAGGUUGGAGAAUAUCUGAAAUGUUAUCCCUGGGCUGCUGAGGGUCCGGAGUCCAGGGACCGGCCUGAAAACGAGUGAGUUAAAGUUACUAAUUGUCCACUAAACCAGUGAAACAGCGUCGGAAAACAGCCGCUUGUGUGGAACGCUUUGAGAGGGGAAGCGCUGAUCCUGGGGCCGUUGGGAAGAAGACGCUGCAGGAGGUGGCAGCGAGACGGAGGGGAGCAGAGCCUGGGGGGCAGCUUGUUCCCGCAGUUAAAUCGCGGAGCUCCCGGGGCUCCGCGCUGCUGAACCCCGAGGGAGGGUUCCUGAGGGCUGGGGUCGUCGCCUGGGGCUGUAAAAUGACUGGGGGGCCUGGAAGGUGGUUUGCGUUUCGCGUAGCAUUAAAGUUCCGUCGCGCUUCCUCUAAAA